UUUUCAUAGCUUCGUAUAUAUAAAGCUUAUACGCUCUUCCUUCUCCUUCGUACCACUACAUUCCUUUCGCAGCCUCCAUUUACGUAUCUCUCAUUCUUCUCCCUUUAGGUUGUUUGUUUUUCGAAUCCGACGGAAAAAAUGGAAUCUUUUUUGUUUACCUCUGAGUCUGUCAACGAGGGACAUCCAGACAAGCUCUGUGAUCAGAUCUCCGACGCAAUCCUCGACGCUUGUCUCGAGCAAGACCCCGAGAGCAAAGUCGCUUGCGAGACCUGUACCAAGACCAACAUGGUCAUGGUCUUCGGCGAAAUCACCACCAAGGCUAACGUCGAUUACGAGAAGAUCGUCCGUAAAACUUGCCGUGAAAUCGGAUUCGUCUCCGACGACGUUGGUCUAGACGCUGAUAACUGCAAGGUCCUCGUCAACAUCGAGCAGCAGAGUCCAGACAUCGCACAAGGUGUCCAUGGCCAUCUCACGAAGAAGCCAGAGGAGAUCGGAGCUGGUGACCAAGGUCACAUGUUCGGCUACGCCACCGACGAGACUCCUGAGCUCAUGCCGCUUAGCCAUGUCCUCGCUACUAAGCUUGGAGCCAAGCUCACUGAAGUUCGCAAGAACGGGACUUGCGCGUGGCUGAGACCAGAUGGUAAGACUCAAGUCACAGUUGAGUACUUUAACGAGAACGGAGCUAUGGUCCCUGUCCGUGUCCACACUGUUCUCAUCUCGACGCAGCACGACGAGACAGUGACCAACGACGAGAUCGCAGCUGAUCUCAAGGAGCACGUGAUCAAGCCAGUGAUUCCAGAGAAGUACCUUGACGAGAAGACCAUCUUCCAUCUCAACCCAUCUGGUCGUUUUGUGAUCGGAGGUCCUCACGGUGACGCUGGACUCACUGGCCGUAAGAUCAUCAUCGACACUUACGGUGGAUGGGGUGCACACGGAGGUGGUGCUUUCUCCGGUAAGGAUCCGACCAAGGUCGAUAGGAGUGGUGCUUACAUCGUUAGGCAAGCAGCUAAGAGCAUUGUAGCUAGUGGGCUAGCGAGGCGGUGCAUUGUGCAAGUCUCAUACGCCAUUGGUGUCCCUGAGCCAUUGUCUGUGUUUGUGGACAGCUAUGGAACCGGGAAGAUUCCAGACAAGGAGAUUCUUGAGAUUGUGAAGGAGAGUUUUGAUUUCAGGCCAGGGAUGAUAUCUAUUAACUUGGACUUGAAGAGAGGAGGUAAUGGUAGGUUCUUGAAGACUGCUGCUUAUGGUCACUUUGGAAGGGACGACCCUGAUUUCACCUGGGAGGUUGUGAAGCCACUCAAGUCUAACAAGGUCCAAGCUUGAGAACCUGAACCAAAUCUCAGGUGUAGCCACUGUUUCACGCCUGUCCAGAUUCAGUCGCGGUCUCUGUAUUUUUAGGCUCUUUCUGGGCUUUUUAGUUUCAACUCUGAGAAUGGGUUUAAUUAUUUUUUCUUUUCAACUUUGAAGAAAGAAGUCUUUUGAGUAUUAUUUAUUUGUUAUUGUUGUGGGGAAAGUUAAAUCAUAUUUUGUAUUUUCUUGCUUCUUUUGAGAAAGAUCAUUAUAUAAAAGAGUAUUCGAUAUUA
Eutrema salsugineum is the source of this 1580-nucleotide messenger RNA. RefSeq names its product S-adenosylmethionine synthase 2. Gene Ontology annotation, molecular function: methionine adenosyltransferase activity; ATP binding. Gene Ontology annotation, cellular component: cytosol. Gene Ontology annotation, biological process: S-adenosylmethionine biosynthetic process. The transcript is spliced from 2 exons. The record is from RefSeq and is a predicted model, not a curated record. The coding region runs from base 139 to 1320 and encodes 393 amino acids. Lineage: Eukaryota; Viridiplantae; Streptophyta; Magnoliopsida; Brassicales; Brassicaceae.